AUGGAGUUGGAUUCUUCUUCACCAUAUCAGAUAGUUGGGUUAUGCAUGCAUUCUGAUUCAGAUGUGAAAAAGCUGAAAAGUGUCUUAUGGAAUUCGCAUGUUGCAGAGACAUGCAGUGAAAGUGAAGCAGUGGAAAAGGAGGGUGGUGAAAAAAACGGCUGUCUUUUGGAUUCUACGAGGAGUUGUUUGGUGGAGCAUGGAGCCUCUCUUGAGGAAACAACUCCUAAAAACCAAAAAGAUUCGUCGGAAGAUACCCGACUAUUCCGGCCACCACCCAUAAAUGGCUUUCCGGUGCCGUUACCACCACCCAUAAGAUUCACAACUGAUACUGUGAAAGUCAUAGCGAAACCUCCUAGUCUUGCUGUAAUCCAACCUCAUCCACUGUCCAUUGAAACUCUCAAAUUCCAAGCUGUCUUGAGAACCUGCAGCCAUGUCAGUGCACAUACUGAUGUUGCUACAUCAACUUUAUCACCUUGUCUCGUUACAUCUCUGAAUCAAUGUGUAUAUCCGGAUGAUACCUGGUAUACGUAAGAGUAAGCUUUUGUCGAGUUUUUUCUUUUUUAAGAAAUAUUAAUAAAUGAAUUUUAA
Vigna radiata var. radiata (mung bean) is the source of this 588-nucleotide messenger RNA. Its product is annotated as nodulin-C51-like. The record is from RefSeq and is a predicted model, not a curated record. Lineage: Eukaryota; Viridiplantae; Streptophyta; Magnoliopsida; Fabales; Fabaceae.